UAGUAAACAAUAAUGUUGUAAUUAGUCCCUCAAAUGGAAGAGGGCCUGCAUUAUUUAAUACAGUGCAAUGUCCCUUUAAAACUUCUGACAAAAAGCCCAUAUGAUCCCUGAGCUCCAAUCACCAAUUCCUUCUGCAAAAGCAGCCUCUGCAUUUUUGUCUCUCUAAAUGCUAGCACGGCGAAAAAGACUGAGGGGAAGGAAAAACUGAAGAAAUGUGAAAAUCCAGCCUAUACUUUCGAGGCGAGCGGAAGUCCGAUGUAAAAGGAGUUAUUUGGGGACUCCACUGCGCUGCAAUAUCUUGGAUCAAAAUGCUCAUCGUGGAGAAGACUACUGACUACCCCUCCAAGGAGUUCUCACUGGCGGAGGAUGCAGCGCAGCACUUUGCCCGUUUGAUGGACAGGCUCAACGAGCAGCGCCUCUUCCAGCCGGACCUUUGCGACGUGGACCUCGUGCUGGUGCGCCAGCGCAGUACCUUCCCCGCCCACAAGGGGGUGCUGGCCGCCCAUAGCCCCUUCUUCCAGGCGCUGUUCGCGCAGGGCAAGCAGCAGAAGCAGACGCAGCAGCAGCCGACCCAGCAGCAGCAGCAGCAGCAGAGGGAGCUGCGACGCGUGGACUUGUCCCUGGACGCGCUGACCAGCCAGGGCCUCACCCAGAUCCUUAACUUCAUCUACACGUCGCGGCUGCUGGUGAGCGGCGGCACGGUGCGGGACGUGCUCAACGCCGCCACCUUGCUGCAGAUGAGCGACGUCGCGGCCUCCUGCCACGAGCUCAUCAGCAGCCAGGCGCUGGGCCUGACGCCGCCGACGAAGGCCGGUAACGCCACCGGCAUGGCCAACCGGGAGGGCCGGGGAGAGGCAGGAGCGACCGCCGGCGGUGCCGCCCAGCUGUACCGCGAGAUCAAGCAGGAGGCGGAGCUGGGGAAGAUGUACGCCCGCGAAGGGGGAAGUCCGUUCUCGGUGAGGAUGGAGGAAGGAGGUGGAGGUGGAGGUGGAGGAGGAGGAGGAGGAGGAAGGGGUCUCUGCGGGGAGCUGGAGUCCGAGGGGAUGGGGGCCUCCGACGGACACGUCUCCUUCAACCGCGACCAGAUCAUCGUGGAGGUGAAUCUCAACAACCAGACGCUGAACGUGUCCAAGGGGUCGGAGGGCAAGUCGUCCGCCGCCAACAGCGCCGUGUCCGUGCUGCUGGGCCACCGCCGCGACAACCGGCCCGACCUGGAGGACGACAACGAGGAGGACGACCACGACGAGGACGGAGCGGACGCGGGCGGAGCGGACGAGGCCGACAAGCAGAAAGAGGUGCUCCUGGCCAACAACAGCGAGGACGACGACGACGACGACAACGAGGAAGAGGACGACUACGAGGAAGAGGAGAACGACGACAACAUUCCAGGGCAGGAGGUGGGCAUGGCGGGGAGACUUCGCCGCGGCACCAGGACGGCCGCCAUCGCCGCCGCCACCGUGUCCAUGCGCCAGAGACUGAACGACGCCAUGCUCGCCGACCGACACAAGGGCCGAAAGAGUGGGAAGCAAGAACAGGAGGGAAUGGGACAGAAGGUGAGGCUGGAGGAGAAGCAGCACUACCCCUGUAAGAAGUGCCCGCGCGUGUUCAACAACCGCUGGUACCUGGAGAAGCACAUGAACGUGACGCACAACCGCAUGCAGAUCUGCACCAAGUGCGGCAAGCGCUUCCUGCUGGAGAGCGAGCUGCUGCUCCACCAUCAGACCAACUGUGAGAAGAGCAUACAGUGUGUGACGUGCGGAAAAGCCUUCAAGAAGCUCUGGUCGCUGCACGAACACAACAAGAUCGUGCAUGGCUACGCAGAGAAAAAGUUCUCCUGCGAGAUCUGUGAGAAGAAGUUCUACACCAUGGCUCACGUCCGGAAGCACAUGGUCGCCCACACCAAGGACAUGCCCUUCACGUGCGAGACCUGCGGUAAGUCCUUCAAGCGCAGCAUGUCUCUGAAGGUGCACUCCCUACAGCACUCUGGGGAGAAACCCUUCAAGUGUGAGAACUGCAGUGAGCGUUUCCAGUACAAGUACCAGCUGCGCUCCCACAUGAGCAUCCACAUCGGCCACAAGCAGUUCAUGUGCCAGUGGUGCGGCAAGGACUUCAACAUGAAGCAGUACUUCGACGAGCACAUGAAGACCCACACCGGAGAGAAGCCGUACAUCUGCGAGAUCUGCGGCAAGAGCUUCACCAGCCGGCCCAACAUGAAGCGGCACCGGCGCACGCACACCGGCGAGAAGCCGUACCCCUGCGACGUGUGCGGCCAGCGCUUCCGCUUCUCCAACAUGCUCAAGGCUCACAAGGAGAAGUGCUUCCGGGUCAGCAACCCCAUGCUCUCCGAGGGCAGCCCGCUCGGCCUGGACUCAACUGCCUCCCCUGGUGGUGACUCGGUGGAAGCGCAGCUGGCACUGCCAGCCUCGUCUGUGCCCCCGGCUGGGGGGGGCAACCCCCUCACCCUGCCCCUCCUCCACUCCAUGGCAGGGCUCUCCUCACCCCCAAACCUGCCCCCUCCACCUCCCCUCUUCUCUGCAGGAAGGAUAAACUCGACCAACAACUAACAAGCUAGUAUUGGUAGUACAGGUAGUGUAUGGAAGUCCCUUGUUUCCCCCCCCUUGGUUUACUUUUUUCUAAUGUUACCUACAGUACAUAGCCUCCAGGUUAGGUGGUCGCUCUCCAAAGAGGAGAGUCUUUGGUAACUGCAAAACUUAACAGUAUAUUUUCAGAGGAAUUCAAAAACUACUCAAGGAAGCACUGCUAUAUAUCUUCCAGGUGUUUAACUCAAAUACAUACAACAUAUUACAGAGGUUAUUUUUACUAUAUACUAACCACCUAAACUAGUCCUUAACUAUGUCUUAUAGUCUUUUCUGUGUAACCAUCCAUUGUCAUUUGCACAGCUUGUCUCCUUUUACCAACAAGCUUAUUAGCUUGUGGUCUUCCGUAGCUUUAGUUAUAAUCUUCCCAUAAGCAACCGUUUCAAAGAAAUGAAAAGUUGAUGAUUUGGUGACUUGCAGCAGUUGUGCACCUUACAGUAGGUUACCAUAGAAAGAGCCAAAGGGGUUCUUUGUGGGAUGAAUGCAGUCGGAUCGUGGUACCUGGUGUGAUAGUUUACCUCACCUCUCUCAGACGGAACGUCAUCUGCGGUAGAGACUCACCUCUCAUUUGACUGUUUUUUUGUCGCUAACGCCGCCGUUGUCUCUGUUAGUAGCUCUGUCUUUAUUGCUUCCAUUCAUGUCUGAGGACGCCGGUGGAGUCUUGAACUUUCCCUGCAGAGGAACCAUACAGGGACACGGUGACAAAAAAAAGGAACUUUGAAUGUGUCUUGAAUCGGAACUCUUACUGAAUGGCACCCAGAUAGCGCUUGCACACGGUCGGAGGCAAGUGGGAACGUUGAGCAGGAAGGGGUCUCAACAAUCACCUUCCGUAUCAUUUUGAAAAUCAAGUAGCAGUGUGUGUUCUAUAGUGAUAACCAAAUUGUGAUUUGUCGGAACCUGUAUUCUGUAUACCGCAUUGCAAUAACCAAAUCCUGUCAGCUCCCCUACUUCUACUACAUACAGUAUAUAAUAUGACAUUUAUACCCUGCACCUUAUUUUUAACCUAUAGUGAUAUUUAUACUGUUCUUUAUUUGUGUUCUUUGAGAGUUGAAUGACUUAGUGUUUUUAUAAUGCGCGGUACAUUACACCGUUCUAAAGGCUUUGGAAAGGUUAUCUGAGGAACCCUGUGCAGUGCAUAGGUUAGAAUGAAAUUAUAUAUGUGUGUGUGAGAAAGUGUGAGUGUGUGGAAAUGUGAAAAGGUCUUAUGUAGGACAAGAGCUCGGCUUAAUCUGGUCAUGGGACCCUAAAUUAGCCAAUCACACAGAAGUGUUCCCCAGCUUCAUGUAGGUUGACGUAGAGAUUUCCUGUUCGCCCCAACUAUUGUUCCCCCAAUUGAACUUUGCUUAUGUUAAGCAAACUGUUUUGUUUCUACUUUGCAUCGUUGUGAAAUGGCACUUUGCUGAUAGCUUCGGCUGAUGGCUACAGAUUAUCUGUUGGAGAAGCAGAAUGAUGUGGAGGCAAUUGUUAAUUGAUUAUGAAUUAGGUUUGUAUGCUUGUUUGGGAGAUCCUAACAGAUGCAGCACUGAACAAGAGCUCUGGCAUAUGCAGGGCAGUAUGGGCAUAUGAGGUUUAGAAUAUAGAGGUUUUCAGUGUUGAUGGGGGCCAACUAUUUCUUGGUACACUUCUGGUCUGGUCUGUGGUUCGACAUAAUUCGUCAUAAAAUCAUAUUUUAUCAAAUCAAUAUUGAUUUAAACCGUUACCUGUGUAUGAUGCAGUCCGAUGUUGUAUGAAUGUAAUUAUAUUCAUGUUGUUGGACAGACAGUGCCCCCCCCCCCCCCCCCCAGAUAUGGCAAGGCAGUUCAACAAAAGGCUUACCAUUCCAUAACCUCUAAGAGAUCACGUAAAUGCUUAAUUAUUUUAUUCAAAUCUAUUUUUCAUUUAUUGUAAUGGUAUUCUUUAAAGGGUGUUGGUUGUAUUUUUAAGUAAAGCAAAUAUUUUGAUUAACUUUUUAAAAGUUUAUGAAAACGUGCAAUUUGGGCUUAUGAUGCACUUUUUACUGUUGUCACACUGAGAUUCGAAAAAAGCUCUUUUAACCAAUAAUACGGUCAAUUGCUUGUAGCAGCAAAUAUGAAUAUAUAUGAAACUACAAAGCAAUAUUCAAAAAAGUUUCUUUCUGAAUAUCAGACUAGGACAGCAGUGAUGUGGGCUCUGUAGAAGUUUCCCAUAGUGUUGUUGGUAUGACCAACCCCCCAUCCAUACCCCCAUGUUUACAAGCACUAAGAGGGGUCAGAAAGAGAUACUCCAUACUGGCUAAUGCAGAUGGAGUCCUUUGAAAGUUGUGGUUAAGCUUUUGCAUCUGUUACCAUAAGCUGUGCUUUGUUCUUUCUUACACGUACACUUAUACAGUAUGUCCCAGCUACUUAAAGAUAAACUAUGCAGGUUUGACGAUUGCUUCGCUGUUUUCUCAUUUUACGCUGGCAGACUUCUCUGCAGAGCUUCCCCAACAGCUUUAGCGUGUAUAUUUUGUAUAACACUCCUCAAUCAGCCCAAAGUUGCCACCAUUCAACCCGAGAAAGACAUGUAACCAUUCCAAUGACUCUGAAGCUGUUCAGUUAAGGUAAAUUGAGCAAAAAAAAACCCUGCAUAGUUCUCCUUUAAAGGAUGGAUGGAGGUGUAUUUAAUUAUUGGGAUGUGGCUGUCAGUGAUUACCUAAUGCUCUUUGUCAUAAAAUACAUUUGUGUUUUUGUGUGUGUUUGUUUGUUUGUUUGUUUGUUUGUUUUAUUUUUAGUGUGUUGAUUUAUGUUUGCGUCUAUUGCCAAUGUAGUCCUUAGAAGCCUGGCUUCAGGUAACGUUUUUGAAUCGCCCCUUGUAUGAAGCUGUAUAAGCUUCAGCUAUUAGGUUGUUAUGCAAUAGGACCUCACACUUAAAUGUAUACAAAUGUAAUUCACGACUGAGACAUGAUCUGCUGCUUUGUCAACCAUUUGUAUACCCACAUAUAGCACCUGUUGUCCAUUCCAGUCAGUCAGUGCUGGAUUGCUGUCCUCAAAGCUUAAUUUAAAGAAAAAAGGUUCGGAAAGUUCAUUCUAUCCACUCACAUCCAUAAUGUUUGAUGUCUGCUGGAAGUUCGGAAUUGGUUUUACUAUCCUAGAAAGAUGUGAAAACUGACCUUGCCAUGCCACACGUAGUCAGGUGUCACUGUAGAUAAUUAGCCUACAACCCUUCAGUAUUCAUAUAGCCAGUCUUGACAAUGAAGUCAACAACAGAGCCCAGCAGAGAGGAGGUCACAGCUUUAGAUCUGUAGAUCUGGUUUCACUUUAGAAGCACCUUCUGUGCACAUACUAUAAGCUUGAUGUACAGUAUAGUACCUCAGUGUGGUGUAAUGUUGCGUUGAGACUGUAGGGGGCAUGUGUCAAUUUGGUACUGAAGUCUUACCCAAUGUUGCCUUAAGUGUCCGGAAGGAGCGUGUUGUGUAUGCCCUCAUAGUGAAUGUUUUGGUGAGAGAAAAGUGAUCGGUGCUUGAUAAUCGGCCUAGAGAGAGAGAGGCGAUGGUGUUUCUACUAAACUCUGCACUUUGGUGAAGAUGAUCAUGGAGAUUAUAAUGUGGGGAAGAGGUCAAUUUGUUUAAAAUAUGGAUGAGACUGUUGCAAUAAAUGUUUAGUGCAGGAAUAAGGCCUGUAGAGAGAGAGUAUGUGGACCCUUGCCACAAAUUGUGUAAAAGAUUUAUUUUGGUUUUGUCAUUCUGUAUAUUUCUUCAAGCACCUUAUUUUCUAUGGGUUAUUAUUUGAGUGGUAUCCCAUUUUUUACACAGCCUGAUUAUGUUGGGAGCUCCUAAAACAAUUCAAAUAGGCCUAGAUCAAAUUAGUAAUAGAGAAUUAUGGAGAAAGCUGGGGGAAGUGGGAGUAUGCACUGUUGAACAAGAAUCCAAAUUUUGUUUUGAAGUUCCUCAGUUUCAUAAGAGUUGAGGAGGCCAAGAGGCAUGUCUUACUAACUCAGCAUAAAGCUUUUCAUUUUCAGAAGCACUUUAUAGAGGUUGAAAGUUUUGCAUCUUUGGAGGUUUGGCAUUAUAAAUGAAAAGACAUACAGUAGAAUAGAUCAAUGCAUCUGUUCCUCCAGAACUCCAAGGCUUGGCACCUUAUUAAGCUCCACACAAAUUAUGUCUGCAGUCUCAGUACUGAUGGUUGCUAGUCUCUAAGCAUCAUUGGUUCAGUAUUUUUCUUUUUUGUCUCAGAGCACAUGACCAAAUCGUAAUUUGAGUUUCAGUGGGAAUAUGGUUCGAACUAAGUUGAUGUCGUAACUUCUUAACCGAGGGUACAUGAGCGAACAUGUGCUAAGACGUUGAUUGUGUUUUGGAAAAAAAAACAUGUUUGUUUUGUCUGAGACAUUCAUUGAUUGUGCUUAAGGAUUAAAUGAUGUUAGUUUGUAUUAGCACACUGUAUCUUAUUUCCUCACAGAGUGAGUGAGUGUGGACUUAUAGUUCCUGAUUUGCUGCUAGUGGGUCAAGGGUCCUGGUUUUGUGGCCUUGGAUUCAAAGGUUCAUCCUUUAUAUGAAUCUUGGUGAUUUUGAAAGAUAUAAUGUACAGAAGGUCAUUCAUGUGUAUGUCGAGAUAUUUUCUUUUUUAAAAAACAAACAAACAAUGGAAGUGUAGAUUGGUUUCUUCUGUUUGUUUUCUCAAGAAAGCUAAAUCGAAUAUCCAAUAGAUGGAUAGGUGGAAUUGCACACUAAUCCUUCAGUCACAAUGUGUAGUCAUUCAUACCUGUUUGAAGGGAUGCCUGCUUAUUGCAUAGUAUCUAUGGUUACUGAUUUGAAAUCAGAAUCAGUGAUAUAAUCCAUUUUGUUUUAUCUCUUCAAAAAUCAGAAGGCUCCAAGCAUCAUAUACCGUAUUUACCUGUCAUUCUAAUGUAUUAAGCCAAUCAUGUGUGUAGCUGUCCUUAUGUUUAACUCUGUACUUUGCUAUGUAAACCCAACGUUGUUAACUUAGUUAACUCCAGUGUACAAAAACACAGUAGACAGUAGCUGUAUUGGUUAUAUGAAAGAGAAUACUAAAACAAUACCAAGACGAUAGUUUCUAGAGGUGCUAUCACAUAAUAGACUGUAUUUUAUGUCAUUUAUCGUAUUGGUUAGUGUUUACUGUCUGUAAUACAUGACAGCUAAAUAAACAGAUCAUUUCAAUAGCAGACUAAACCAUU
Sardina pilchardus (European sardine) is the source of this 7724-nucleotide messenger RNA. It is a transcript of the gene zbtb47b, whose product is annotated as zinc finger and BTB domain containing 47b. The transcript has 8 exons. Bases 309 to 2564 code for a protein of 751 amino acids. The record is from RefSeq and is a predicted model, not a curated record. Gene Ontology annotation, biological process: regulation of transcription by RNA polymerase II. Gene Ontology annotation, molecular function: protein binding; DNA-binding transcription factor activity, RNA polymerase II-specific. Lineage: Eukaryota; Metazoa; Chordata; Actinopteri; Clupeiformes; Clupeidae. Gene Ontology annotation, cellular component: nucleus.